Messenger RNA from Phycodurus eques (leafy seadragon), 4287 nucleotides. RefSeq names its product WT1 interacting protein (gene wtip). Gene Ontology annotation, biological process: positive regulation of miRNA-mediated gene silencing; negative regulation of hippo signaling; regulation of DNA-templated transcription. Gene Ontology annotation, molecular function: transcription corepressor activity. Gene Ontology annotation, cellular component: adherens junction; transcription regulator complex; P-body. The coding region runs from base 213 to 2108 and encodes 631 amino acids. NCBI's taxonomy places the organism in Eukaryota, Metazoa, Chordata, Actinopteri, Syngnathiformes, Syngnathidae. The transcript is spliced from 8 exons. The record is from RefSeq and is a predicted model, not a curated record.
GCUCGGUAGCGCACUUAAAAGCCUCCCCCCCCCACCCCACACCCCCCAACAGCCGCAAUAGGAGCGGAUAUGCGACUCACUACGACGGGGAAAGACACCUUAGCGCCGCCGCGUUUGGAUUUUUCGCCGUGUUUCGUGCCUCCCGAAUGGACCUCCGCUAGUAGUCAGCGCUAACUUGUUUCCGGACUACAAAAAACUACAACAACAAGAACAUGGAGCACUAUGAGCACGACGUGGCUCUACGUGCCGGCCAGAUGAUGGACGAGCUUUCCUUGUACGACGCCUACUGCCGCCAGGACGCCGCGGGAAGGGAUUUGGACUCUGCGGCGACCACGCUCCGGCAGCAGCAUCACACCGUGGAGAACUUUACGUCGGGGAACAAAGUCUACAACGCGGCUCCGGUGCGGCCGGUCCAGUGCGGCCGGAGCGUCCCGGUGGAUUUCUGCACCCCGCAACGGGAGGCGGGUUACGCCGAGGAGGGCUGCUGCAAAUCCGAGGUGGCGCUGCCCUGCUACACCGGCGCCUCCGAGAGGCAACGGCGUUACUCGCUGGAGGUCCACCGGUACAGCACCGGCUCCGCGUUCGACGCCGUCCACAAGCCGUCCCCCCUGCCCGGCAACAGGUGCAACAGUGUGUGCAUGGACGGCAGGCAUCACAGCCCGCGCUCCAGCCUGGCGUCCUCCUCCGCCAGCCCCCGGGCGAGCUUGGUGGCGUCGGCUGCGGUGCCCGGCGAGGGCUCCAGCGUGCUGAGCCCGAGGUCCAGCUACGCGAGCACGGCCAGCGACACCAGCAAGCACUCCAGCCCAAGGACCAGCCUGAAUAGCUGCGACUGCUGCAGCAAGCCCAGCAGCAACCGGACCAGCGGCAUCAGCAUGGGCUACGACCAGAGGCACGUCAGCCCCAGGUCCAGCACGGCCAGCCAGUACUCCUUCACCACCAGUCCCAGGUCCAGCUACUCGGACUCGCGCUACGGACCCCACGUCAGGGACGAUUUCGAGGCAGCCGCCCCACUCAUGGCAAGCCCCAGGUCCAGCAUGUGUAGCCAGGACGGGAGUGCCAGAGGUCCCGUUUGCGUUCUCAGUCCCCGCUCCAGCAUCUCCAGUCACAGCUCGAGGAGUUCCCGCAGCUCCAGGGGGUCCAUGAGCACCUAUCCGGACCUGCAGCUGCCCUCGCCCAGGGCGUCCAUGCUGGGGGGACACGACGACUCGCUCCUGGAGGAGCUCGGGGACCCCAACGGGAUGCACCCAGGCCUCCACGUCCAAGAGCACCCCUCGUCCCUCGAUGUGACCUCCAAAACGCCCACCGCGAGCCAGAGGUUCAAGAUGCCUUAUCAGGUGACCUCGAGCCGGGAGAGCGGGCCCAGUCAGGCGGAGAGGCGGCUGGAGGCGCUCACCUUAGAGCUGGAGAAGGAGUUGGAGAUGCACAUGAAGAAGGAGUACUUUGGUAUCUGCAUUAAAUGCGGCAAAGGCGUGUACGGAGCCAGCCAAGCCUGCCAGGCCAUGGGGAAUCUUUAUCACACCAACUGCUUCACAUGCUGCUCCUGUGGGAGAAGAUUACGAGGGAAAGCCUUCUAUAAUGUCAAUGGGAAGGUCUACUGUGAAGAGGACUUUUUGUACUCCGGUUUCCAGCAGACGGCUGAUAAGUGCUUCGUGUGUGGCCACCUCAUCAUGGAAAUGAUCCUCCAGGCGCUGGGCAAGUCCUACCAUCCAGGCUGCUUCCGCUGUGUGGUGUGUAAAGAAGGUCUAGACGGGGUGCCCUUCACUGUGGACAUGGAGAACAACAUCUACUGUGUCAAAGACUACCACACGGUUUUUGCUCCCAAGUGUUCCUCCUGCAACCAACCCAUUCUCCCAUCUCAGCAUCUAACAGUGGGAUUGUCCCGUCAGGGCUCUGAGGAGACCAUUCGGGUGGUCUCAAUGGACAAGGACUACCAUGUGGAAUGUUACCACUGUGAGGACUGCGGCCUCCAGCUAAACGACGAGGAGGGUCACCUCUGUUACCCUCUGGGCGGCCACCUGCUCUGCCACGGCUGCCACAUCCACCGACUGCAGUCCCAGAUUCCGGCGCACCCGCCCCCCAGCUACCCGCUCCACGUCACUGAGCUGUGAAGAGGAGGGGGGAAAAGGGGGCGUUGCCAACCCCCAUCUGAUUCCUGUGGCCCGAGACACCAACCUGCCCCCCCUCGGUACACACAGUUUGGUUGAAGUGUCCAUGUGUAAUGUCCGAGUUAUCGAUUUGCCCCACAUACCAGGGUGGGGUUACCCUUUCCCAUAUGUGCCCUACCGCUUCCUUUCCGACAACUAUAUAAACCCCGCCCAAGGGGUCGUCGCUGGCUGGACCAGCCAGUCCCAGCGUGGCCAUGUCGUGCCUGUCUACCAGCGACCCGCGUUGAGCUGUGAAGAGGAAGGUGGCCGGAGAGGCCAACCUGGCCCACCCUCUGAGCAUCCAUGUAUGAAUCCUCUUUUUUGCCCACCCUCCUGCUUACCCCGAUGCCCUCUCCUGAUGACCCCGCAUUUUCAUUCCAAGGGCCACUGCUGGCUGGACCAGUUCCAGUGUGGAAAGGUUGUGCCCAUCUCCCGCUUAUGUGGGGUGUCCAGGUGGUGGACUCACUCUGCUGCUGCUACCCAACAAUGGGGUUACACACAGCCUCUGUCUAUGCCCCCCACUCUUGGUGACCCCACCACUUCAUUCUGAUGGAUGAAUUACCGCCGCCGCCCAGAGGGGCCGCCGCUGACCGGAUGGGAAAGGCCCAGUGGGGCCAUAUUGUGCCUUCAGAGCGGGCUCUCCACAUAGCUGCUACUCUCGUAGCCGCUAACACUGACAUGAGCUCACGGACCAUCUUGACGCCAACCCCCGUGGCAUCCCAUUCCGUUAACAUUAACACUGACAUUCCGCGUAGACAUCUUUAGACAAGACCUCCAGAGAUUCACUGUCUUAAUGAACGAUGAAAAUACAAUGCUAGGUGCGCACACACACACACACACACACACACACAUUCACAAAUAUAUCCCCCAUAGAGUGGAACCUCGAUUAAAACGGACCCUGAUAUAACGGAUAUCAGAUAAAACAGACUGUCAGGACUGAAAAAUGUGUCCAAAAAUAAUUUAGAUUUGUCUGCCGUUGACAAAUUGACAAUUGGCCGCUGUUGUUUACAGGCGCUGUGGCGCAAUGCAGGCAGUGAAUAGGACUGAAGUUUUUCCAGGUCACAGAUAUACAAUAUGACUAGAUCCAAUUCCAUAAGAUGUUUCUCCCGUGCCUACGUGGAGGCCAUGUUGAAUGUGGGGCAUUGACGUGCCACGGCCAUGUGAUGAUGGGUCUAUUUCUUUGGUUCUAUUAGCAUAACUGCGGUGUUAACUCUGAGAAAUACAAAAGGUCUCUGGAGUCUGGAAUAUGCUAUUUUUAAUACAGUAAUAGUUUUGUUUUUGUCAGGCCGUUCGCUUUUGGCAACAGAUUUGGCACUAGAAAGCACACUAAUUCCUCGCGACUCAUUGACUCGCCUAUGAUGAGUUCUGUACGUCAACAAUGUCACCAUGACCAAGCACACACCGGCGUGGUGAGUGGGGAUAAAAUGUGACUUUCAAACAUUUUCAAGCUUUUUAAAAAAUAUUUAUUGACAAUAACUUUCUCCUGGCAGCACGGUGGAGACUGCUUAGCACAUCUGCCUCACAGUUCUGAGGUCCCGGGUUAAAAUCCGGCCUCCCUGUGUGGAGUUUGAAUGUUCUCCCCGUGCCUGCGUGGGUAUUCUCCAGGUACUCUGUUUUUCUCCCACAUUCCAAAAACAUGCAUGGUAGCUUAAUUGACUAUUCUAAAUUGUCCUAAAUUUCCCAUACGUUUGAAUGUGAGUGUGAAUGGUUGUUUGUGUGCCCUGUGAUUGGCUGGCGACCAGUUCAGGGUGUACCCAGCCUCUCACCUGAAGUCAGCUGGGUUAUGCGCCAGCACACCCGCAACCCUCGUGAGGAUAAGCGGUUCAGAAAAUGCAUGGCUGGAUGGCUUUGUCUUUGUACUCUACUGGGCGUUCUAGGCCACGAAAAAAAAAAAACUACACAACAACACUUUUGUACUGUACAGUAAUAUUGGUGUAUAUGGCCUAAAAAAAAAAGUGCUUCAAUGUAACGGACAAUUGACUAUAUCGGACGACCCCACCCCUGCUCCUAUUAGUCUGUUCUAUUGAGGUUCCACUGUAUUACUGCGUGUGUGUGUGUAGGUGUGUAUAUAUAUAUAUAUAUGUAUAUGUGUAUAUAUACAGUAUAUGUGUAUAUACAGUAUAUGUAUAUGUGUGUGUGUGUG